This is a messenger RNA of Durotheca rogersii, 1647 nucleotides long. RefSeq names its product WD40 repeat-like protein. Gene Ontology annotation, cellular component: nucleolus. Gene Ontology annotation, biological process: positive regulation of transcription by RNA polymerase I; rRNA processing. Bases 1 to 1647 code for a protein of 548 amino acids. The transcript has a single exon. Gene Ontology annotation, molecular function: protein binding. The record is from RefSeq and is a predicted model, not a curated record. NCBI's taxonomy places the organism in Eukaryota, Fungi, Ascomycota, Sordariomycetes, Xylariales, Xylariaceae.
AUGGCGGCAGCGGUUGCGCCUCUCCCGCCGCUGAGGCUUCCUUCGGGGCCUUCACCGGUUACGGCAGAGCAGAAAUACUGGAAAUCGUUCACGAAUCAGCUUAUACUGCCGUCACCGACACAAUACCCCAUCACCCACAUCACCGUCCCUGCCGCGAACCCAGCCACGACCGAGUUCUCCAAUAAUGACUACUUCGCCGUCACCACCGGGACGCGAGUCCAGAUCUACUCGAUACGAACCAGGAAGCUCGUCAAGACCAUCACGAGAUUCGGAGACAUCGCCCGGAGCGGAGACGUGCGGCGAGACGGACGGAUAGUAGUCGCUGGAGACGACUCCGGCAAGAUCCAGGUCUUCGACGUCAAGUCGCGAGCCAUUCUCAAGACCUGGACGCAGCACAAGCUGCCCGUGUGGACGACCAAGUUCUCUCCCACCGAUCUCACCGCCCUCAUGAGCACCGGCGAUGACAAGACCGUCCGCCUGUGGGACCUGCCCAGCCAAGAAAGCACGUCGACCUUCGUCGGCCACGGCGACUACGUGCGGAGCGGCUGCUUCAUGCCGAACUCGACGUCGAACACCUUGGUCUCGGGCAGCUACGACGCCACGGUCAAGAUCUGGGAUCCGCGGACGCCGGGCGCGGCCGUCAUGACCUUCCGGCACGCGGCCCCGAUCGAGGACGUGCUGCCCCUGCCCUCGGGCACCACCGUCGCCGCCUCGGCCGAGAACCAGAUCUCGGUGCUCGACCUCGUCGCCGCGAAGCCGCAGCGCGUGCUCGCCAACCACCAGAAGACGGUGACCUCGCUGUCCCUCGCGUCCGGCGGCCGCCGCGUCGUCUCGGGCGGCCUCGACGGCCACGUCAAGGUCUUCGAGACGACCGGCUGGAACGUCGUCGCCGGCCUCAAGUACCCCUCGCCGAUCCUCGCCGUGCGCGUCGUCGCCGGCGGCGGCGGCGGCGGCGGCGGCGGCAGCAGCAGCAGCAGCGACAGCGACCGCCACCUCGCCGUCGGCAUGCAGUCCGGCGUGCUCUCGCUGCGCACGCGGCUCGCCGGGCCCGAGGCGGCGCGCGACCGCGAGCGCGAGAAGGAGAUGGCGGCGCUGCUCGCGGGCACGAUCGGGGCGCACGACCGGGCGGCGGCGAAGCGGAAGCGGCGGGGCGGCGGCGGCGCGGCGGCGGCGCGGCUCGACAUGGCGGGCGAGGGCGCGGACGUGGUGAUCGCGAACGACGCGUCGCGGCGGCGCCGCGAGGCGGGGUGGCAGCGGGACCUGCGGCAGGGGCGGUUCCGGGCGGCGCUGGACCGGGCGCUGGACGAGGGGACGCGGACGCAGGGGCCGGUGGCGGUGCUGGCGCUGCUGCUGGCGCUGCGGCACCGCAGCGCGCUGCGCGACGCGCUGGAGCGGCGCGACGAGGUGUCGGUGCAGCCGGUGCUGCGGUGGGUGCAGGCGCACAUCAUCGACCCGCGCUACGUCGACGUGUGCGUCGACGUGGCGACGCACCUGCUGGACCUGUACGCGCACCAGCUCGCCGCCAGCGCCGAGCUCGAGGCCGCCUUCCGCCUCCUGCACCGCCGCGUCCGCCAGGAGGUCGAGCGCGCCCAGGCCGCCGUCAAGACCGGCGGCAUGCUCGAGACCCUCCUCGCCCACGCCGACUGA